AUGACGAAUAAAAAAAAUUGUAGUUUUUUUGCCUUUUAUAGUGCUGAUGAGAACCAAAAAGGGAAAUUAAAUUAUAUCUCGCUUAAAUUUCUUUGCUUAAGUUUAUAUAUGAUUGGAUUUUAUUAUGUUUUUCUAUAUAAUUCUUUUGAAAGUGUCAGCUUAGAAAUAUUUAAAAAUUGUAACAUUUACAAACGAAAUUUGGUUCAGGUAGAAAAAAAUAAGACGUCAAAAAGGAAAAAGUAUUUAAAACAUAAAAAAGAAGAUAUAGAUAAAACAAAAGCCAAUGCAAAUGAUUUGAAAUGUAAUGAACUAUGCCUUGAGGAAAAUAAACAUAGUAUUAAUAAUGAUCUUGGGAAAAGUAAUAAGGAAAAUGAAUGUAAUAUUUCUACAUGUCAUAUAAAUUAUAAUGAUAUAUCCAAGAAUUUAACAGAAACUGAAUUACGUGAGGUUUUAAAAUCAUUUAAAGAAUGCCCACCAAAAGAAAAUCUUAGAAAUAUAUGGAAUCACACAAUUGGACUUGCAAAGGAAGGUUUUUAUAAUCAACUGAAAGAUUUAAAGGGAUCAAUACAAAAAUAUUUAGAUAAUGAUAUUUAUGUUGGUGUUCAUGAGGAUGAUGAUAAGAUAUAUUUAUAUGAGCGUAUGUGGAAUGAAUAUAUUUCGAGAUUUUAUGAAACAAUAAUAAAUGAAGAGAAAUAA
Messenger RNA from Plasmodium falciparum 3D7, 696 nucleotides. RefSeq lists its product as uncharacterized. Lineage: Eukaryota; Apicomplexa; Aconoidasida; Haemosporida; Plasmodiidae. The transcript has 2 exons. Bases 1 to 696 code for a protein of 231 amino acids. The record is from RefSeq and is a predicted model, not a curated record.